Molecule: messenger RNA, 618 nt
Organism: Necator americanus (New World hookworm)
Lineage: Eukaryota; Metazoa; Nematoda; Chromadorea; Rhabditida; Ancylostomatidae
Exons: 1
Coding region: 1-618 (205 amino acids)
Source: RefSeq, a predicted model, not a curated record
AUGCGACUCGAAGGAAGACUAAAUAGAAGGAUGAGACCAGCAUGGGCAGCAUUCCUACCCCUCAGGAUAGGUACGGACAAACUGACGGACCAAGAUCUCCGUCUCUAUCUGUUCGACUCGAUAGUUGUUCCAAUGCUUUGUUUCGCAGCGGAGACGUGGGCAAACACCGCUGCCACGUCUAGGAAGUUAUUUAUUACCCACAGAGCCCUUGGGAGAUAUUUUCUGAAGUUUAACCGCCGCACACAACACCUAGCCGGUCUCCGCAACUCCGACUCAAGAAGAAUGUCCCGUCUUCGCGACCCAGCGGAAUAUAUAGUGAAAGCAAAGCAUAGAUGGUCCAGUCACAUUAUGAGAAGAAUCGACGAUAGAUGGACUGAAAGAACGCUAGAGUGGAUCCCACGAGAUACUAAACGCCCUCGAGGGAGACCGCCAACGAGAUUGGGUGACAUGAUCGUUACACGGAUGUACCGGCUGAGAGCUCAGCUGAGCGGUUCAAGGACCUCGUCAACGUCACUAACCAAACUUGAGAAGAUCCUCGAUGACAAUGGCGACGGUACGAAGCAAGUGGAAAAGAUGCCGGGGCCCGCUUGUAAAAUGAAGACGGGCCAUCUGAUCUGA